GUCAAAAGAUGAAAAUACAGCCCAAUCAGAAAGACCAGCCGAGUUUCCAGCUACGUACUUUGUGAAUCUAGACGGAUUCAUUUGGACCCAUAUUUCUGAAAUGGAUAACAUUUUGAAUAGCAAGCCCGAUAACCUAGAGGAUUAUUACGGGUUAUUAGGGUGUGAUGAAUUAUCGUCGAUGGAACAGAUAGUCAAUGAAUACAGGGUCAGAGCCUUGACAUGUCAUCCAGACAAGCACCCUGAUAACCCAAGAGCAGUUGAAGAUUUUCAGAAGCUGAGGGAAGCCAAAGAGAUUUUGUGUAAUGAGAGCAGCAGAAAAAUGUAUGACUUGUGGAGCAGAAGUGGAGUUACUAUAUCGUUCCAUGACUGGCAAUCUCUGAAAGACUCUGUAAAAACGUCAAUGCAUUGGGCUGUUAGGUCCAAAAAGGAACCAAUGUUAGAGGACUCUAAGUCAACAUUCCCUGUUUCUUCUGAAGAGGCAGACACACACUUUGUAUCAUCAGAUAUACCCUCACCUGGUGCCUUGCCAUCCCAAAAUGAUUGCUGCCAUCGCCGUUUCCGCUGGGCUGCUGAUUCACCUUCCAGUCUUCUACAGAAGUUCAGAAAUUAUGAAAUCUAACAAUGACAACAAAUGUUACACUCUCAUAGCCAGAGUUGAAGAUUAAAUGUAAUUGUGUCUAUUCAAUUCUUGAUUUGUGGUGUCCUAGAUACAGAUGCUGACCAUGGAAGUGCAUAGCCUGGACAGACUGCACUGUAUUUAUUUUUGUAUGGUAAAUAGGGUUAUCAUCACAUAAUAUCAUGGUUUUAAAUCUGUAUACUGUGUAACUAUGUUCAGUACUAUGGCCUUUUAAUUACACAAUAGGCUAAUUGGUUGUUGUAGCCAUGUUUAUAAAGAAAAUAAGUAUUAUCUAAAACUGAAAUAUAUUUGACCCAGGGAUAUAAUGUGGUUUUCAUGAAUAUGUGCCAUGCUGUAUUAUUUGUUCAGUAUUUUGUAUUCGGUGUGUGCAUAUUGCUUUGAAUGUUUUGUCAAUAAUGUAAUAAAUGUAAUAUGAUAUGCUCUU
Molecule: messenger RNA, 1061 nt
Organism: Osmerus eperlanus (European smelt)
Lineage: Eukaryota; Metazoa; Chordata; Actinopteri; Osmeriformes; Osmeridae
Gene: dnajc12
Product: DnaJ (Hsp40) homolog, subfamily C, member 12
Exons: 5
Coding region: 101-619 (172 amino acids)
Cellular component (GO): cytoplasm
Source: RefSeq, a predicted model, not a curated record